ACAAAGCUCAUUCAGCAGCAGAGUGGAAGAGCAGGCCUCCGAUCGCUCCUCAGUAAAUUAUUUGUCAGCGCACAGAAAGCAGAAGGUAUGGGUGGACAUAAUGACUCAAGUGCAUCUGAGAAGAAACUGAGUGAGGCUGCAAAUGUUGUGCCAACCCUCAAUGCUGAGAAUUUGCAAAGUAACUUGAAAGUUAUAUAUUACAGCCGAACGUUUAUGUCUAUCAUCGGUGGGGUCAUUGCUGGAAUUUUGGGAUUCACAGGCCUUACUGGUUUUAUCUUUUAUUUUCUUGUUAUGGCUGUCACUUCAGUUGGACUCAUUGCCAAGGCAGGGUUUACAGUUCAUUCAUAUUUUGAUAGCUGGAACCAGAUUAUACUUGAUGGCUUUCUCGGUGGGCUUUUGUCAUUUGUGCUGUUCUGGACAUUUGCUUAUGACAUUGUGCAUAUAUUCUGAGGAGUUAUCUGCAACAUCUCGAACCAAAGGAACCCUGCGUUGCUGCUAACUAUUUACCAUAUCAAGAAUGAAGUGAAUCCGCUGCUGCUUUGGAGAUGGCCAAGUUAUUUGUAUUAAACGAAUGUAAUUGCGGGCAUUGUCCACCUCUAUUUUUCCCCGUGAAAACACUUUAGCUAAAAGGCUAGCAUGCUUAGGCAUAUUGACUUACCUGCAGAACUUUUUGUUUUAGGUCAUUUGUUUUAUGAAAGCUGCUUUGUUCGUUGGACUGUAAUCACAAUAGUUUUCUUCCAACCAAUUCAAAUGUUAGAUAAAGGUAAAGAAAUGAAA
Prunus avium (sweet cherry) is the source of this 777-nucleotide messenger RNA. RefSeq names its product Rab5-interacting family protein. Gene Ontology annotation, biological process: protein folding in endoplasmic reticulum; autophagosome assembly. Gene Ontology annotation, cellular component: EMC complex; membrane; endoplasmic reticulum. The record is from RefSeq and is a predicted model, not a curated record. Lineage: Eukaryota; Viridiplantae; Streptophyta; Magnoliopsida; Rosales; Rosaceae.